UAAGAGUUAAGUCUGAAACUCUUAGCAUAUUUCAUUCCUCCCCCCAAACAAUGGCAGCCUUGAAUGGCUGGUCGUCCUUCCCCAUGCAUGAUAAUCUCGACCAUGAUCUGGCCAUUCGAAGGUUUUGUCCAGCACGAGUUGAGCAAGAACACGGAGAGUGUGAGUGGGAGUGGGAGGAUGAGCUACUGAAUGAGCUUGAACUAUGUUCUCCCUCUAAUACCACUACCAUACCCUGUUUGCCAGCUCCAGAGGUAGAUGAAUUUGUUGAUAGUUGUAUUAACAUGGAUCAUUAUGAAAAAGAAUGUAGUAACUUGCAACAUGAUUUCAAUCUGUUCCAAGAAGAGAUGGAAACAUUUUCUUUGGUGAAUGAUGUUUAUGGUGAUGCUUCAAUGAUGAUAGACGGAGAUGGAUUGGAAAUGAGUGGCUCAUUUGAGGAUUUUGGAGUACUUGAUCCUGUAAUGGUGCCUAGUGUGCAAGAAGAGGUGAGCCAUGGUGAUUUGAAACAAGGGCUUCAUUUGGUGCACUUGUUGUUGGCUUGCGCUGAGGCUGUUGGGUGCAGGGAUACUCAACUUGCAGACUCAAUACUCAAACAAAUAUGGGUUUCAGCAAGUCCUUGGGGUGAUUCACUGCAAAGAGUCUCCUACUGCUUUGCAACAGGAUUGAAGUCUAGGCUAUCACUUCUCCACAAUGUCAAUGCAAACGGGACAUUCACAAAUGGUGCUAAGGAGAAACCUUUGAUCACAAGGGAGGAGAAAUCAGAAGCCUUCCAACUCCUUUAUCAAACAACUCCAUACAUGGCUUUUGGCUUUAUGGCUGCUAAUGAAGCUAUAUGUCAAGCAGCAAAAGGGAAGGAUUCCUUGCACAUCAUGGAUAUAGGAAUGGAGAAUACCCUUCAAUGGCCUUCUUUAAUUAGAACCCUUGCAUCAAGGCCUGAGGGUCCUCCAAAUCUCAGAAUCACUGGAUUAAUCAGUGAGCACUAUCUCUCAGAACUUGAGGUAAGCAUGAAAAUUCUUGUAGAUGAUGCUAGCACACUAGGACUAACACUAGAAUUCAACAUGAUAUCAGGGCCAGUGACGCCAUCAGGUCUAACCAAAGAGAACCUAAACUUGAGAGAAGGGGAAACACUAUUUGUCAAUAGCAUCAUGCACUUGCACGAGUUUGUUAAAGAGAGUAGAGGGUCUCUUAAAGCAAUCCUACAAGCAAUCAAGAAAUUACGUCCGACUGUGCUUACAGUUGUAGAGCAAGAUGCAAACCAUAACGGACCCUUUUUUCUUGGGAGAUUCCUUGAGUCUCUACACUAUUAUUCUGCAAUUUUCGAUUCCCUCGAGGCCAGCCUCCCACGAAAUAGUGCACAGAGGAUGAAGAUAGAGUUUCUCUUUGCAGAGGAAAUUCGCAACAUUGUUGCUUUUGAAGGCACGAAUAGGGUUGAGAGGCACGAAAGGAUAGAUCAAUGGAGAAGACAAUUAGGCCGAGCCGGGUUUCAGGUAAUGGGAAUGAAGUGCAUGAGUCAAGCUAAGAUGUUGAUAUCAGUCUAUGACUCUGAUGGCUAUACUCUGUCUAGUGAGAAAGGUUGCCUUCUCCUUGGAUGGAAAGGGAGGCCUAUAAUACUUGCAUCUGCAUGGCAAGUGCACAAUGUUUUGUCCACCUAGUUUCCUGGAAGACAUUGCAUCUAAUCUGGCUAGACCAUUAGUUAAUUAGAAAAUAAUAUGGUGGAGCAUCUUGUGAUCGAAGGUCUCCAUAUUCCUAAUGAUUGUUGGAAAUUUAAUAGUCCUUGAUUCUUUAAGAGAAAAUGCUUUUCCUUAGGCUCCAUAUUUUUUUCAUUAUAUACAACCAAUAGUUUGUACAUCGCCAUGCAAUAUAUUAGACAAUUC
This is a messenger RNA of Quercus lobata, 1871 nucleotides long. Its product is annotated as GRAS family protein RAM1-like. The record is from RefSeq and is a predicted model, not a curated record. The transcript has a single exon. Bases 51 to 1649 code for a protein of 532 amino acids. Lineage: Eukaryota; Viridiplantae; Streptophyta; Magnoliopsida; Fagales; Fagaceae.